Molecule: messenger RNA, 2259 nt
Organism: Pyricularia grisea
Lineage: Eukaryota; Fungi; Ascomycota; Sordariomycetes; Magnaporthales; Pyriculariaceae
Exons: 4
Coding region: 462-2129 (555 amino acids)
Biological process (GO): endoplasmic reticulum to Golgi vesicle-mediated transport; Golgi organization
Cellular component (GO): Golgi apparatus
Molecular function (GO): small GTPase binding
Source: RefSeq, a predicted model, not a curated record
GUAGAACUAGUCUGUUUCCAGUUGGGACCCUCUCCAAAAAAGAUUCCCCGCUACACCUUAAAUGUGUCCAGAAUAAACCUGGAGAGGCACGGUGCGGGAAGACGUACGUGCCAGUCGGAACCCUCAUCGUGGCGGUUUCAACCUCCGACCUUUACCCUGUAAUAGCUACUUGGAUCUGUUUCCUCAAGCCCAAGAAGUGCCCGCCGCCUGCCACGAGAGAAAACUCAUCUCGAACUUUGAGGCAGAAAAAAAAAAAAGGGAGCAAAGAAAAGCAGAGAAAGAGAGAAAAUUGACUGCAUUGGGGAACCCCCAAAAACGAAAUCCGAUCGUAAACCAAACCGCCCGCCGCCCUGCAUGCGGCCCCGAGCUCCCGCGUAAAACACUCCCCCCUCCGAAAGCCGUUGCCUUUUAGUUGCCCCUCGGGUUACUGCACGCCUUACCUGUCCAUUCAUUGAGCCAUCAUGGCUUCCACCGCACCAACUACCGACUCUCAAGCAUCAAAAAAGAAGAACAACAAAAAGAAGAAGGCGACCGGCAAGACCAAGCCAGCAGAAAACACUCAGCAGGAGGAGGAAGCGUCGGACGGAGAGACUGCGCCACCAGCAGAAACAGAAAACCAAGAGCUAGAUAAUGGAGACGCUGCAAAUGGCCAUGCCGGCGCCAAUGGCAAGGCAGCCCAGUCACAGCUGCCCCAACCACCAAUAGAAGAAGCCACACCACCAUCAAACACCAGCCGGCAGUCUCAAUCGCAGGCCGGCAACACAGGAGACACGAGCGCGAAGCUGGCGGCCAUGACGGAGGAGCGAGACGCCCUCCGGACCGAGGUCGAGCAGCUCCGCCGUCAGCUGGAGUCGAUUCGUGAAUCCCACGCGACCGAAACUUCCCAACUGCGCACCGAACUCGAGGAGUCCGAGGCGGCCCGCGACCGUGCCGAGGACCAAUACCAAACCCUCCUCGGGAGGGUCGAGAAGAUCAAGGAGACGUUAGGGGACAGGCUCAAGCGGGACAGGGAGGAGCUGGCCGAGGCCAAGGACCGCGUGGAGGAGCUCGAGGGCCAGAGCGAAGGGCUGGUCAAGCGGGCGGAGGAGGCCGAGGCCGAGGCCGAGAUGCUACGCGAGGAGCUGCACGAGUCGAACCGCGAGCUGUCGUCGCUGCGCAGCCGCGGCAACCUGUCGCAGCAGAACUGGCUCAAGGAGAAGGAGGACAUGACGCGGCAGCUGCACAGCUACAAGGUCGAGCUGGACCGGACGAGCAGCGCCAUGGGUGAGUGGGAGGUCAUCGCCAUGGAGCAAAAGUCGGUAAGGGACAGCCUGGCCGACAAGGUGGCCGAGCUCGAGGCCGAGACCGGCCAGCUGCGCGAGGCGCACGAGCGCGCCGCCUCGGAGCGGGACGCGCAGGCGCAGGCCGUCGAUGCGCUGCAGAGGGCGCUGCGGGAGAUCCAGGAGGCCAGGAAACGGGAGCUGCGCGAGAUGGUGGAGAGCUCCGAGGAGCAGCUCGAGGCGGCCAACAGGAAAGCCAAAGAGGCGGCCCGACUGGCUGACGAGGCGGUGGCGGCGCGCGAGCAGUUGUCCAAGGAGCUGGAGCGCAUGGUUCCGUUUGAGAAGGAGGUCAAGGAGAAGAACUUGUUGAUUGGCAAGCUGAGGCACGAGGCUAUCGUGCUCAACGAUCACCUGACCAAGGCCCUCAAAUACAUCAAAAAGAACAAGCCGGAAGAAAACGUCGACAGACAAGUCGUCACCAACCUCUUCCUCCAGUUCCUGGGACUCGACCGCUCGGAUCCCAAAAAAUUCCAAGUAUUACAGGUCAUAGCCGGCAUCCUCAGCUGGAGCGAAGAACAAAAAGAGCAGGCCGGGCUCGCGAGGCCAGGCACCUCUAGCAGCAGCCUGCGCCUGCCGUCGGCGCCCUUCCACCGCACCCCGAGCACGCCGUCGCUCAACACCGAGUACUUCAGCGAGUCGUCGACGACGCCCACCAACAAGGAGUCGCUGGCGGAGCUGUGGGCUGGCUUCCUCGAGAGGAGCGUCGACGAGGCCGGCACCGGCGUGGCAGGCAUGGGCCUCGGGUCGAGAAAAGGGAGCAUGUCUAGCAACGCGACCGGGACGACCAGGCCAGAUACCAGAGGGGCUUGAUACGGGAUAGAGAAUGAGGAAUGAUGGCGGGGAAGAAGACCAAAAAGGGUUAUGUAUGGUAGAGGAGAAAUAGAGGAUGACUGUGGCAUAUUUUUUGAUCUUGAUGAAUGGUUCUAGAUCUUUGAGCCCU